AUGGCUGAACCAACACUUGAUGAAUUAAAACAACAACGAGCUUCUACUAAAGGAAGUAUAUCUCGGAUAAAGAAUAUCGUGGAAUCCAAUUCUAACGCCCUAACUUCAACUGAACUUGAAUGUCGUCUAGGAAUUUUGGAGUCGUAUUUUAAACAAAUAUUAGCAUAUCAAACCAAAAUAGAAGUUUUAUUACCAACAGAUACUAGUAGAGGUGAAAUAGAAGAUUUGUACAUCACCGCAAAAACUAAAAUUCUUUCGCUUUUGGGUACUGGUAGACGAAGUAGUAUCGCAGACAUGACAGUUUCUACUGUCCCACAUACAAUUAGUCAUCUUCCAAAACAACGUUUACCAAAGUUUAGUGGAAGAUAUUCAGACUAUAAAAAUUUUAUAAAUUCGUACAACAAUUUGGUAGAAAAUGAUUUAAGUUUGACAAAAAUAGAAAAAUUUAAUUACUUGCUUUCUUGUUUGAGUGAUCAAGCUCUUGGCACAGUUAAGGCUUUUCAAGUCACGGAAGCCAAUUAUCCCAAGGCACUUCUUAGUUUGAAAGAGCGCUAUGAUAAUGAUUGCCUCAUUUUCUUAGAAUAUAUCUCACAGCUGAUCGAAUUACCUAAGGUUCAAAAAGCUUCUUCUGUUUCUCUACGGAGCUUGGUAGACAAUAUUUCGGCGUUGAUUACUUUCUAUAGGAUCGCAUGA
Eupeodes corollae is the source of this 693-nucleotide messenger RNA. RefSeq lists its product as uncharacterized. The record is from RefSeq and is a predicted model, not a curated record. NCBI's taxonomy places the organism in Eukaryota, Metazoa, Arthropoda, Insecta, Diptera, Syrphidae. The coding region runs from base 1 to 693 and encodes 230 amino acids. The transcript has a single exon.